AUGGAUUCUGGAAGAGGAGAAGAAUUUGAUGCAUUAUAUGCCAAAGAGCGUGAAAAACGAAUUGGAAGAGAGCAAUUGCGUCGAAAACGAUAUGAUAUACAAAAGAAGGAUGGAUUGAAGAAUGUGAAACGUAUAGAUGCAAAAAGUAUUCGGGAUGUACUACGUAAACGAUUAAAAAGAGAACGAAUUGAUAACCAACAUCAACAACAAGAUGAUAAGACUAAUUAUAGAAGUGAUAAUGUUGACAAUGAAAAUGAUAGGAGUAAUAGCCAACGGAAAAGUUAUAAUUACAAAAAUCAUGGAGGUCAACAAGUGCAGGCAAUGAAAAAGGAAAAGAAGAAAGGCAGCUUAUUCCGAGCUAAAUUACGUGAACUUUCUAUGAGUUCUCGAACUAGACGAAAAAAAGAACUGGAUAGUUUACGCACUGAAUCAACUCAAGAACCAUCGUCGGGUAAAAAUUUCAAAUUUAAACAGCUACCUUAA
Messenger RNA from Loa loa (African eye worm), 483 nucleotides. RefSeq lists its product as hypothetical. NCBI's taxonomy places the organism in Eukaryota, Metazoa, Nematoda, Chromadorea, Rhabditida, Onchocercidae. The coding region runs from base 1 to 483 and encodes 160 amino acids. The transcript has 5 exons. The record is from RefSeq and is a predicted model, not a curated record.